AGCGGCAGACCUGCCCGAACAUGAGCGGGCACAGCAGCGCGACUCCCACCACGAGAGUUUCCGAGGACGCGAGGACGGUGGAGGACGUCGAGCGAGCGGCGUUGGCCAGACUGGAUCCCGUACCUCGUGUCUACUUCACCAUGGGCGAGGACCGGGACCAGACGGUGUCCGAGAACAAGGUCGCAUUCACGAGGCUCCGCCUUCUACCAAGACUACUGAGGGGCGUGGCCGUCCGCAGCCUGGAAGCGACCGUGCUUGGAGCAAAGAUUAGCAUGCCAGUGGGCAUAUCGCCCGCGCCUUUCCACAGGAUGGCUCACCCCGACGGGGAGAAGGCCACCGCCAAAGCGGCGGAAGCUGCUGGCACGGUGAUGAUUCUCAGCAUGUUCAGCACCACUUCUCUGGAGGACGUCAGAGAUGCCGCGCCUGGCGCUCUGCUUUGGUUACAGGUGUUCAUUCACCCGGACCGGACGGCUACAGAACGGCUGGUGGCCCGGGCACAGCAGGCGGGCUACAAAGCCCUGUGCUGCACGUUAGACGCACCCGUGGGCGGAACCAAGUCUGGAACUUUCGGGGAGUACCUCAAGCAGUACUCGCACAAGCUCAGAGCAGCCAAUUUUGACGACGAUGAUGCCAAACAAGGUGGCAAGUCACUCGCCCAGGCGUUCCUGGAUCCGGGUCUGACAUGGGAUGACUUGGCUUGGCUCAAGGGCGUAUCCAUCUUACCCAUCGUCGUCAAGGGGGUCCUGACAGCGGAGGCGGCCGUUCAAGCCGCGGAUCACGGAGCCUCAGCGAUCCUGGUGUCCAAUCACGGAGGCCGGCAGCUGGACGGGGUUCCAGCGACCAUCGAGGUGCUGUCCGACAUUGUCCGAGCCGUGGGUCAUCGGUGCGACGUCUACCUGGACGGCGGAGUGCGCCUGGGCACCGACGUGGUCAAGGCGCUGGCACUGGGCGCACGCGCCGUGUUCGUCGGAAGGCCGGCCAUUUUUGGCCUCGCCUACAACGGCCAAGAAGGAGUGACCAAAGUACUGGAGAUUCUUCGCUCGGAGACUGAUCGCGCCAUGGCCCUAAUGGGUUGCCGGUCCGUCAGCGAACUUCACUCGGGAAUGGUGGUUCGCCAGGAACGCUUGGCGAGGCUCUGACGCGUUGCGCGCGUCCCAUUCCGCCUCGCGACCUGGACUGCUGGGAACUGUGACGGCCCCUUCGCGAGUUGACUGUUGCCGCCGUUGAAAUUGCUGUCGCGC
This is a messenger RNA of Dermacentor albipictus, 1241 nucleotides long. RefSeq names its product 2-Hydroxyacid oxidase 1-like. Gene Ontology annotation, molecular function: FMN binding; oxidoreductase activity. The record is from RefSeq and is a predicted model, not a curated record. Lineage: Eukaryota; Metazoa; Arthropoda; Arachnida; Ixodida; Ixodidae.